GCGGCCCUGCCCUGACACCUCAUAACCUAAAAAUGUGCGUUUAUUUUGGUUUUUCAAAAUGUCAGAUGAGGUGAUUUUUUCCCUGUUUUAUUUAAUUUUGAGUUUCUGCAUCGUCUACCCGCCCGUCGAGUUCGUUUCUGCCGGUUUCACCAUCCCUUCUCUCUUCAGCCGAGUGCUGGGAUCAGAAGACGAAAAUUUCGUAAGUUACCAUAUAAAACGCACAAUCGUAACUCUGGGAGUGUAUUCGAUCCUCCCACUGGGGUACAUCAUCGCUCUCUUCGCCUCCGAGCUUUUCGAAAAUGUUAGUACAUUAAUAGUUUCCGGGUCUCUAUUUUGGAAAAUCUUCUUCACGACCAGUUUAGCCUUGCCGGUUUUAGCGCUCUACCAGAUCAGGAAUUGGAUGAUCGACGAUUUUAAGUAUCAUCCAAUAGCGAUAAACUUGGGGAAAUUCUGUAAUAACAACAACAGGGAUUGGAAGAGCGUUGCCUCUGACAUAAACGCGGAAUUUAGACGCAUCGAUAAAAUUUGCGUGAGGACGAAUUCGUUGAUCAAAGUCAUAGCGACGGAAAACUGGAUUUUGAAAGUGACCCCGUUCACGGUGUUAACGGCCCAUCAAAGUGACGCGAGUUUGGUGGUGCAGAAAGCAGACACGCACCAAAUUUCGUUGCAGACCACCAGCGAGACGCAGUAUUUGAGUAUAGAGGUAAAAUCGGGGCGGCAGAAUGUCGACAGUUUCGUUAUCCGGAUCAACGCUUCCGAUUUUAAAGAUCUGGAGGAUCGAAUCGCCAGAGAUAUCACUAUUCCUGCGAACGUUAAGUUUCACAAGACCGUCAUGGAACAGUUCGUGGAGGUGUUUAAAGCGACGAUAAAAUCGAACGCCCGAUACGAGACUACAGAGGAGUUGGAUCAAUGCAUUGGGUGUAUGCAGACAAGACCGAACGUGAAGCUGCAGAAAUUGUGUGGGGACGCAAGCGGAAGGAAUGAUAGCUGUAUGACUUGUUAUUGUAAGCCCAUGUGGUGUGCAGAUUGUAUGGCGAAAUGGUUUGCGUCAAGACAGGAAAGCGACCAACAAAGUACUUGGUUGUCCUCCAAGUGCACUUGUCCAAUGUGUAGAUCUAGGUUUUGUAUUUUAGAUGUGUCACUCUUAGAUAAUACAGAUGCAGAAGAAUAAACACUUACAUUCUAGGAAACCAUUUAAAAUAUCACCCGUCAUCUAAAACUGGCCAGCUGAUUAUGUUUUAAUUGAAUUUUAAAUUGUUCUUCUCGUGAUUAGAUUCAAAUCUCAAGUUGUAAUUGUAUUGUUUUAUUGAAAUGAAUAUAUCUUUUGGAAUAA
Molecule: messenger RNA, 1333 nt
Organism: Zophobas morio
Lineage: Eukaryota; Metazoa; Arthropoda; Insecta; Coleoptera; Tenebrionidae
Product: E3 ubiquitin-protein ligase TM129
Exons: 4
Coding region: 59-1171 (370 amino acids)
Biological process (GO): protein ubiquitination
Cellular component (GO): endoplasmic reticulum; membrane
Molecular function (GO): ubiquitin protein ligase activity
Source: RefSeq, a predicted model, not a curated record